UUUUAGAUUCACUUACAGGCACGCACAGAGAAACACUCACACACACUCUCUCACACUCUCUCUCUCUCUCUCUCACACUCUCUCUCUCUCUCUCUCACACUCUCUCUCUCUCUCUCUCACUCUUUCUCUCUCUCUCUCUCUCUCUCUCUCUCACUCUCUCUCUCUCUCUCUCUCUCUCUCUCUCACACUCUCUCUCUCUCUGUGUGAUCGAUGCUGUUAGUUCCUCGUCUGCACGCUGGAGGCUUGACAUCGGAUUAGCUCUGUAUUCAGUGUGCGCACAGACGCUCUCUCUCUCUCUCUCUCUCUCGCUCUCAUACACACACACACACACACACACACACACACCGGACACAGACAUGAGUGCAGGGGACGUGGUGUGUACUGGAUGGCUGGUUAAAUCCCCACCGGAGAAAAAGCUCAAGAGAUAUGCAUGGAGGAAGCGAUGGUUCGUCCUCCGGCGUGGACGGAUGAGUGGAGAUCCCGAUGUUCUUGAGUAUUUUCGCAGUAAGACUUCUCGAAAGCCUAUUCGCUCCAUUGACCUGCAGGAAUGUGAGGUGGCGGCAGAGGCGGAGUCAGGCCGGGAGCUGGAGUGGGGGGCGUGGCCUGUCAAAAGGCACCUGGCCAAUCAGCACUUGUUUGUGGUGAAGACGUCAUCACGUGUGUUCUACCUGCUGGCCAAGACGGCCGAGGAGAUGAACUGCUGGGUGAGGAACAUCGGGCAGAUCUGUACCUUCAGCACUUUCAACCACAGCACAGAAUCGAUGGACAGUCUGGCCCACACUCCCUCCUCCCAUCAGCCCUCCCCCGUGCUCUCCACCCACGCCACCUUCUCAGCCAAUCAGGACGCACCGGCUACUGAAUCAGACUCGGCGGUCAGAGAGGAGCCCAGCGAAUUGGAAGCUAGCAUUCCGCUGGAUUAUCUCUUCCUGUCUCAGUGUGAAACUGGCAGGAGGAACAUGACCAGGUGUGACAGCAUGUCGAACUCGGAGCGCUCGUUUGAGCAAAGUUCGUUUGAGAACGUGACCGAUGACGUGUUCAGUCCUUCUGCGUGUUUAGACUCCGCCCCCUCGCCCUUCAGUGCCCCGUCUGGGACGCGCUCGUUAGCAUCGUGCCCCGUUCGCAGCCCUGGUGAUGUGUUCCGAUUCGACAGCCCCUUUUGUGCCACGCCCCCUCCUCUCCCGCCAAAACCCUCACACAUGUCCGAUCACCACGGUCACGAGGAGGCUGUGCGUAACCAGGGGCAACUGGGGCUCCUCCCUCGCAGGACGUCUCUAUCUGGUGGGGAGCAUUUUAGAAGAGGAGAUUUUGAUUUCAGCUUGAGAGGAAACUGGAACAAAAGACUGAGUCUGAAUCUGACGCGUCUGGUCAACACUCCCUCUGAGAGCCAAUCAGACGACUCCUCUUACGUUCCCAUGGCGUCUCCACCGGUCAGUUCCCCCAAAACCGAAGUGGACGGCUACAUACCCAUGAGUCCGAACACGCUUCCUGUUUCACUGUUGACCAAUGGGAAACCAGAUUCACCUCUUCCUCCGGCCCCUGAUAUGGAGCCUCCUCCAAUCAACCGCAGCCUGAAGCCAAGGAGGCGGGUGAAACCGCCGCCCCUCGAUUUGUCCACCAUUAGCGAAUGCCCCACCCACCUCCCUCUAAUCCGCACCAUGACCGAACCAAGUGCCUCACCUCUCUGUGUGCCAUGGGAUAGAGGGCGGGGCUUAAACGGCAGCGAUCAGGAAGGGAGCGGCACGCCUACGUCCUUGUUCUCUACAUGUGACUCCGCCCCCUUUUUCCGGACCUCUUAUCUGGAUUACCUGUCGCUGGAUUUUAACUCCGCCUCCCCCUCACCUGUCCAAAAGAAACCUCUGCUGGACGAGCAACGCGUGGACUACGUUCAGGUGGACGAGAAGAAGACGCAGGCGCUGCAGAACACCAGGACGGAGUGGAAGGACAGCCGGCAGCCAAAAGUGUGACGGGGGACAAAGGACAAAAAAUCAUCAGAGUCGCUACAGAAGAUCAGUGUGUAGUGUGAAGAUAAAGACCUGCAUCUGCUCUCCGAGUCACGCCCAGGAUCGGAGCACAAGCACUGAAGGAAUAAAUAAUAAUAAUAAUUAUAUGAUUAGGAUAAUAAUCACACCUUUUCAGAUUCAGGUACAAAAUCGUUCCACUGUGAAAGAUCUUCAGAGGCUUCAGAGCGAGGCUUCUGCUGAUACACAACUUCUGAUGUGUCCAGUCCUGAGAUCUGGGAUGCUUUCAGAACUCCACUGUGGACGAAGAGGACAUACACAAAAACCCAGAAGAGACGAGUUCUGGCUGGACGAAGUGUCCGUCACUGUAAUAUUCUGUGUGUUAAUAAUGUGUGUGUUCAGUACUACUGAGUGUUUGUUACUUUAAUCAGAUCUACAUCAGCAUCAGGACAGUGUGGACUGUGAGGUCUGUCUGGAUGUCUGAACUGUCUGCACUUUCUGGAUGUCUGGAUUGUCAGUGGUGUGCACUGUGUGGACUAUGAGGUCUGUCUGGAUGUCUGGACUUUGUGGACUGUCUGGAUGUCCGGGCUGUCUGGAUGUCUGGACUGAUGGAUAUCUGGACAGUAUGGACUGUGAGGUCUGUCUGGACUGUGCAUGUCUGGACUGUCAGGGUUUUCUGGACUGUCUGGACUGUGUGGACUGUCAGGAUGUCUGGACUGUGUGGAUGUCUGAACUGUCUGCAUGUCUUGGACUGUGUGGACUGUCUGGAUGACUGGAUGUCUGAACUGUCUGCACUUUCUGGAUGUCUGGACUGUCUGGAGUGUCAGUGGUGUGCACUGUGUGUACUGUGAGGUCUGUCUGAAUGUCUGGACUGUGUGGUCUGUCUGCAUGUCUGGGCUGUCUGGAUGUCUGGACUGUCUGGAUGUCUGGACUGUCAGGAUGUCUGGACUGUGUGGACUGUCUGGACUGAUGGAUAUCUGGAUGGUGUGGACUGUGAGGUCUGGACUGUCAGGGUUUUCUGGACAGUCUGGAUGUCUGGACUGUGUGGACUGUGUGGAUGUCUGGACUGUCGGCAUGUCUGGACUGUGUGGACUGUGUAGCUGUCUGGACUGUGUGGAUGUCUGGACUGUGUGGACUGAUGGAUGUGUAAACACUGUCUUUUUUCUCUUCUGUGAUUGAGAUUUUACAAAACAGGGUAAAAUAAAUAUAAAUCAUGUUUAAAUGGUUCAACCAGCUGAGUCCAAAAGGUCCGAGUCCACUUCAAAACACUAAAAAAAUACAUAAAAAAUCCAACAGACUUCAGUUUUGUUUUUCACACAAGGUUUCUGUAUUACACAACAGAUUUAAAAUGAAAAACUGGUGUAAUGUUUGAAGAGUUCUGGAGAGUGGACUCGGGGUUUUGUCCGUGUGUCACUGUGAUUUCAUGACAACUGAAUAAAAUAUUCAACGUUUUGACAAA
Messenger RNA from Hemibagrus wyckioides, 3417 nucleotides. RefSeq names its product GRB2 associated binding protein 3 (gene gab3). NCBI's taxonomy places the organism in Eukaryota, Metazoa, Chordata, Actinopteri, Siluriformes, Bagridae. The record is from RefSeq and is a predicted model, not a curated record. Bases 357 to 1964 code for a protein of 535 amino acids. The transcript has 10 exons.